Messenger RNA from Eimeria mitis, 1182 nucleotides. RefSeq names its product oocyst wall protein COWP, putative. Bases 1 to 1182 code for a protein of 393 amino acids. The record is from RefSeq and is a predicted model, not a curated record. NCBI's taxonomy places the organism in Eukaryota, Apicomplexa, Conoidasida, Eucoccidiorida, Eimeriidae. The transcript has a single exon.
AUGGCAGAGAAGAUUGCUCGCUGUCCAGACGAGACUGAGUUCAAGGAUGGCCACUGCAUAAGGGUUAUUACCCACAAACCCGUCUCCGAAUGUCCACUUGGUUUUGGCCUUUCUGAGCACGGAACUCAGUGCAUCAAAGAAGAACUUGGAAUGCCUGCUCCUCUUUGCGUUCCUCCGGACGUUAUGUCACCGGAAGGAGAUUCCUGCAUAACCGUGACCGAGCAAGGGUUUGAAUACGUCUGUCCGGACGAUUAUCAGUGCAUUUCCCACACCAUCAAGAAGGCGAAGAAAUACAGCCCGCUGUGUUCCGCAUGCGCCAAGACAACGGAGGCACCGCCACUCUGCGGAUGCCCUGAAGGCCUGCAGGAGGUUAACGGCUCCUGCUAUGAUCCAGCGAUUUAUGCUCUCUGUCAAACUCGAGUGGCAGCCCCACGAAAGCAAGCACCGUCCAAGAAACAGGCGGCAUACCCAUCAAAAGAAGCUCCAGAGCCAGUGAUCGACUGCAAGCCGAUCAGCGCAGUCGCGUGCGAAUGUCAACCUCCAUUCUCGCUCGAAUGUGCCGGAGAUGUGUGCAGAUGCCUCCACCGGCUAGUUCUUCCAACGAUGCCCGUAUGCAGAGGAGAGAUCGACCCAGCCGGGAACUGCCUAACCCCAGCCAAAACGCGCCUUUUGUAUACUUGCCCAGAAGGCUUCACGUGCGACGUCGUGGACAAAAAGGGCCACUGCCGCUGUACACGGGUCAUAGUCGCGGAUCCCAUCCCCAGAUGUCUCGUAGGAGAGCCCCACGACACCAGAUGCAUUGAGGUCAUCAGAGAAGAAAAGAUCUUGGACUGCCCACCCGGAUUCACCGAAAGUUGCUGUGACAAUCAGUGCACCUGCACGAGGACACACUUGGCCGUAAGACAGGUCAAGUGUGAAGAUGGUGCAGUGAGCAUUCAAGGGCAGUGCGCUUACGUAUCGAAACCUUCUCUCGGAUGCUACGAAGUAAGUUUCUACGCAUUUUAUGUGCUGUUAAUCUUUCCAAACAAACGCCGUUCCAGGGUAUGCUUCGAGGGGAUAGAUGCGUCCAAGAGGUCAUCGUACCGCCCACCUGCGGAUAGAGUUAGACUUUCCGAUGCGGCCAUCGUGUGUCUCAAAAUGGUCUCAAUCCAAUCGCAUAAAACAAAUCGCAAUUGCUUUUGA